AGCCGGGGGGUAAAUCUGCUGUUUCAAUCAGAUCCAAACACAACUAUAUAUAUAUUUUUUAUAAUUGAUUCUGAAUUACAGCUUAAAUCCACGUGAAAGCGUCCAACUUGUUAAUUAACUAAAGGAAUGGCCCUAGACUUCGCCGCUGGAUGUGUGGGAGGUGCUGCUGGUGUUUUGGUCGGCCAUCCAUUCGAUACUGUAAAGGUGGGUGUUUCCUAAUUCCUUCCUUUGAUUUUCUUUCACCUUUGUUAGGCAAUAAACAUAAUUUACUGAAUUUACAUUUUUUAAAUAACAGAACAUAAACAUUUUCGACAUAAGGAUGAAAUUUGUAAUUAUUUUUCCCAUGUAUGUUUUACUUUUAGGGUAUAUUUCACUAAAUUGGGGCCAGAAAAUCCUGUAAGGACGGGACAGUACUUCCUAAUCCAACCCAGUUAUUCAUUUUCUACAAAACCCUAAAAAAUAAUAUUUCCGGUCAGCUGUGUUUACUUCAGAGAAUGUGUGUGAAUAUUGGCAGCGUUUUGUAAGAAUCCAGUAACUCAUAGGAUAUGUUCAUACUACAGCCUGAAGUGACCCAAAACGGAUUUUAUUUGUAUUUUCUUUAGUCAUUUUUUCCAAAUGUGACUUUUUAAAUUUAAAUAAAUGACAAGUAUACAAAGUAUUUACAUAUAGAAAUUAUCCUGAGAGCCUUUUCCUUAGUGGACUGUUAUUGAUUUAACAUAUAGCUCCAUAUAUUUAAUAAAAUGAGGCGCUUUAUUGGUAAUUUUGCAUAUAUAAAUGUAAAAUUUAGCAAAACAAAUGAGCAAAUUCAUUAUAUAAAAAAAAUGUAGGAUCCUUUCUGGGGAAUUUAGAAAAACGGAAUGAAACACUUCCCUAACUUAAGUAAAAACACGUUAAAAUAUGGUUAUUAAUAAACCUCCUUCCAAAGUUUGGUGCCAAAAGAGGACUGACAGUAUCUUAAAAUUUUCCCGCACAGUAAAUUUUAUAAAGAAUUUUAAAUGACAUUUCCUUCACAUUAUUUACGAUUAAAUAUUUAUGGGGGAUCAUCCAGGCAGUUUUCCAGUUGAUAAUCCGUCCAAAUAUGCGACUUGUAUGGAACUCAAAAGACCUGAAAUGUCCCUCAUGCGCAGUAGAGGGCGCAAUAACGUCUAGCUGCUAGCGAGCAGCGCAAUGCUGAAAAGAAGAAGUGUUCAUUGUUUGCGGAAGUAAACAUGGAUGCCAAUAACUUACGAUUUUAAAGUUAUCACAUUCACAACUUGAUCCUCAUUAUUGUCCGCCAUGGUUGUUGUUUCUUAUUUAUGUUUGCGCGUCUCAGGACGCAGAAUAGUCGAGAAUCAAUGAGGUUCCGUUCGGAUGAAUGCGACCCGAUCAGAUGUGUAAUGGAUUUAGAGUCACAUAUUCAAUCAAAAAAUCCAAUUUGUGUUCUUCAAACUGCCAUAAAAAAUCGGCUACGGCUCGCUUUAAGGCAAAAAUAAAUAAAUAAAUUAAAAUUGUUUCUUGCCACUUCCGGCUGCAGUGUGAACGUAGCCGCCGUAAAGUAAAUAUUUCCGUGCUGGAAAAGCGUCCGCUGGUGAGGAAGCUUCUUCACAUGAAGGCGAAUGUUAAUGUUGCAGCUUGUUUCAGAGGCUGAAUGGAUGUUGGUUGUAGUUCUUUUGACACCUUGCUGUUUGAUGUCGUUUCUCCCUGAGCCGGUGUCUGCUUGGGGCUCGGGGCGGCUGUCUUUAACAGCUACAGUGUCACUGUGUUGUAGAUGAGAGAGAGAAAUAAACAACCUCUCCACGGAAAUGUGACCUAGUGCGGCUUCAGGUACAAAAUGUGGACAAACCUCUUUACCGCGGGACUUUGCACUGCUUUCAGUCGAUUGUGCGCCAAGAAUCGAUGCUCGGUCUGUAUAAAGGCAUCGGUUCUCCAAUGAUGGGGCUGACGUUCAUCAACGCCAUUGUCUUCGGCGUCCAAGGCAACGCCAUGCGGAGGCUCGGCCGCGACACGCCCCUCAACCAGUUCCUGGCGGGCGCCGCCGCCGGAGCCAUCCAGUGUGUCAUCUGCUGCCCGAUGGAGCUGGCGAAGACGCGCAUGCAGAUGCAGGGAACCGGCGAGAAGAAGUCUAAGAGGAAGAUGUACAAGAACUCCCUGGACUGCCUGGUGAGAAUCUACAGGAAGGAAGGUUUCCGGGGCAUCAACCGCGGCAUGGUGACCACGCUGCUGCGCGAGACGCCCGGCUUCGGCGUGUACUUCCUGGCGUACGACGUCCUGACGCGUUCGCUGGGCUGCGAGCCGGAGGAUCCGUACAUGAUUCCGAAGCUGCUGUUCGCCGGCGGGAUGUCAGGCAUCGCCUCCUGGCUCUCCACGUACCCGGUGGACGUCAUAAAGUCGCGGCUGCAGGCCGACGGCGUCGGCGGCGUCAACAAGUACAGCGGGAUCGCGGACUGCGUCAGGCAGAGCUUACAGAAGGAGGGGUACCGGGUAUUCACUCGCGGCCUCACGUCCACGCUGCUGCGCGCGUUCCCGGUCAACGCCACCACCUUCGCCACUGUGACUCUGUUUUUAAUAUACAUGCGACGGGAGGAAGAAUGCAGCAUGCAAAACUCUGAGCCGCCCGCCGUGCAGCUGCAGCCGCAGCCGACCAGCAUGUAAGGCGCAGGUUAGCUGAUACUCACCUCUCCAUCCAUCUGUGGUAUUUAAAAACUUCUUUUUUUAAACUAAAAGCUGAAUUUGUGUGUAUAUAUGGCUUCUUUUCUCACCCAUGCUUUUGUACAAUAGUUCUAUUAGCAAACUGUAGCGUAAGGGUGCACCGAUUGCAGUUUUUAGGCCGAUCAUGGAGCUUUAAAUAAAAAACGCACAUCAAUUCUGCAGUCAUCUUAACGGUUAGCAUUGCUUUCCACUAAUUUUUAUGUGUUUAGCAGUUUGGAGUUAGCUUCUCGUAAUUCAUCUGUAUCUUUUAAAAAAGCCGAUUCCGAUACUAAUGUUUAUUUUUUUUGUCUGAAAUGUUGGUACAUGUAGCAGUUUGUAACAGUGAGGUGACUAUUGUUAACUGCAAACGUGCGGUUGAAAUAAGAUCGGCUUUACAUGCAAGUAUCGCCGAUCACCCAAAAUAAAUCGGUGCACCCAUACUGUAUCGUUACUGUAAUUGUUACAAACAAGUUUAAAAACAAUAAUGCUGUUUAGUAAAGAUGCAUCAAUAUGAAAAUAUGAGCCAAUAACCAUAUUUGAUGUUAAUAUUUACAGAUAUCUAUAUUUUACCACUUUUACAACACAUUUUGGGGGGGUUAAAUGAAUACAGAUUGUUCAUAUCUGACAGAUAUUGUCCGAUACCGAUGUUGGUUCCGAUAUUUAUCGUGCAUCCCUACUAUCUAGGUCAGAUAGUGACCGCAUGUAUGUAAUUCUUUGCAGUUAUUCUGGUCAUUUUUUAUGACCUUAACUUAUCAAAACCAUCAUGAUUAUCUGGCAUCUUGCAAUAACGGAGAAUAGUUUACAAAAACGUUCCCAAAGUAUUUUUAAAAGGUCGGCUGGCUUUGUGUGACUUUAACCUCGUUGUGUUAACAUAAAUAUAUUUUUGGAUAUUUUCUCAGAUAAAAUCAAACGUAAGUCUGUGUUUUAAAGAAGCACCUUAUAAUAACCACAAGAAUGGUUGAAGAAACAAAGACAAAAUGUAUUUUUGUUUUUUUUUGCAGUAACUACUAAAAACACUGAAUGCUGUGUUGAGUAGAGUUGGGUUGGAAGAAAUGAAAACUGUUAUCAGAAGUCACUUUGUCCACAAGGGGGCAGCAGGAGACCAGCUACGUUCGCCCACUUGCACCAUUAGCUGCUCUUUUUACAUACCUGCAUAUUUUACAGAAUAGCAUGGAUUAUACUGGAUGAAUGUUGAGACUUAAGAGCUUAAAUGUGGGUUAAAUUUCCCAAUAAUCAUGCAGAAACAAGUAAUAUCCCUGUAUGUAGAUGGUGCGUGUUGUGUUGGACAUAAUGUACAUUAAUGUGAAAGUGCUGCUGAUUGUUGUUGAGGCUUUAGAAUGACUUGUAAAUCUUUCUUGUAAUUUGUUUUGCUUUUUUUUUUUUAAGUUGGAAGGAUUGCUUUAGCUGUCGAAUGCUGCUUUGUAUUCUGUGCUUGAUUCUGUACGAUACUUUGUACCAAAGUAGCCAUCCAAAUGUAGAUCUUUAAAAAAAAAUAAUAAAGAUUUGUUUUCUAAGA
This is a messenger RNA of Xiphophorus maculatus (southern platyfish), 4183 nucleotides long. RefSeq names its product solute carrier family 25 member 29 (gene slc25a29l). The record is from RefSeq and is a predicted model, not a curated record. Gene Ontology annotation, cellular component: mitochondrion. Lineage: Eukaryota; Metazoa; Chordata; Actinopteri; Cyprinodontiformes; Poeciliidae. The transcript is spliced from 4 exons. Gene Ontology annotation, biological process: mitochondrial L-ornithine transmembrane transport. Bases 1876 to 2631 code for a protein of 251 amino acids. Gene Ontology annotation, molecular function: high-affinity L-arginine transmembrane transporter activity.